AUGUCAAAUCGAUUGUCUGCUCAAAGGGCCAGGAUGAGGAAGGUUGAAUACACAACUAAGUUGGAAAAAGAGGUCAAACAUCUUCAGGAUACAAUAGCUUUGAUGCGACCAAUAAUGGAAAAUGCAAAAGACAGUAAAAAGAAGUUGCAGCUAGAGAAUAAAAUAUUGCAACAACAAUUGGAUUGCCUCAGUAACAAAUCUAAUUUACGUGCAGUGCAAACUGAAGAGUUGAAAGUUGAAUUGAAGAGGCUUAAGGAACUUGCAAAGACUCAGGAAGCUGAAGAGCAUAUGGAAACCGAGGGACAAAGUUCCCACUCUUAUGAUCAUGAUGUCUCAGAAUUAGCUGCAGAUAUAUAUAGACGUGGACCAGUAUCUCAACUUAGACAACAUCAACUUUUCCCCAUCUAA
Molecule: messenger RNA, 408 nt
Organism: Solanum tuberosum (potato)
Lineage: Eukaryota; Viridiplantae; Streptophyta; Magnoliopsida; Solanales; Solanaceae
Product: basic leucine zipper 34-like
Exons: 3
Coding region: 1-408 (135 amino acids)
Biological process (GO): positive regulation of DNA-templated transcription
Cellular component (GO): nucleus
Molecular function (GO): DNA binding; DNA-binding transcription factor activity
Source: RefSeq, a predicted model, not a curated record